This is a messenger RNA of Oryza sativa Japonica Group (Japanese rice), 976 nucleotides long. Its product is annotated as probable WRKY transcription factor 50. The record is from RefSeq and is a predicted model, not a curated record. Gene Ontology annotation, biological process: regulation of DNA-templated transcription. NCBI's taxonomy places the organism in Eukaryota, Viridiplantae, Streptophyta, Magnoliopsida, Poales, Poaceae. Gene Ontology annotation, molecular function: sequence-specific DNA binding; DNA-binding transcription factor activity.
ACACGAGAAAUUCUGUCAAACACUCAAUCAGCAGCAGCAGCAGCUAGCUUAGCUAACGCACAGUGACGCGAGCAUGGCGGCUUCGCUGGGACUCUGCCACGAGACGUCGUACGCCUACUCGUACCCGGCGUCGAACACCUCCUCCUCCUUGUGCUUCCCUCCUCUCAUGGCGGACCACAUCGUCGACGGCGGCGGCGGCGGCGGCUGUUCCUUUGGUGAAUUCCUGGAGCUCGGCCAUUCCGUGUACUCGCUGCCGCUUCCGCCGCCGCCGUCGCAGCCGGUGGUGGUCGCCGGCGGGAACAAUGAUCAGUAUGGCGUGUCGUCGUCGUCGUCGGCGGCGGCGACGACGAGCAGGAUCGGGUUCAGGACGAGGUCGGAGGUGGAGGUGCUGGACGACGGGUUCAAGUGGCGAAAGUACGGGAAGAAGGCGGUGAAGAGCAGCCCGAACCCGCGGAACUACUACCGGUGCUCGGCGGCGGGGUGCGGCGUCAAGAAGCGGGUGGAGCGCGACGGCGACGACCCGCGCUACGUCGUCACCACCUACGACGGCGUCCACAACCACGCGACCCCCGGCUGCGUCGGCGGCGGCGGCCACCUCCCGUACCCUACUUCCGCUGCGCCGCCGUGGAGCGUUCCGGCGGCGGCGGCCUCGCCGCCUCCCGCGCACGCGCAGGCGUGGGGGGCGCCGCUGCACGCCGCCGCGGCGGCGCACUCGUCGGAAUCGUCGUUCUGAACGCUGAAUUUACUUCUGUUUUUGUUUUUCUUGGUUGCUUGUUAGUUGUACCGCCGUUCGUGAUCGAUCGAUCGGUUCUUGUAUGCACUAGACUUACUACUUAAAAAAAAAAGAGUUAAAUCUUAACUAUAAAUCUAGACAAUCAUAUGUUUAGAACUUCAGAUUCGUCGUUAGAAUUAAUUUUUUUCUAAACGGAGUACGCCGUAUUGUUUUAGCUAUAAAAUCGUGAUGAUUUGUGCAUAA